AUGGUUAAGUCAGUCAGUGGGAAGGUUCGUCGUAGCAAGCGGCAGCAGGAUUUAGAUAUCAGUCCUUUGAUGAUGGCGGGAAAAGGGAAUAAACAGGAUGAGGGAAACGACGAAUAUAUUCAUGAAGAAUAUCCCGAAGAAGUAGAGGAAGCAGAAGAAGUAGAAGAAGAAGAAGAAGAAGAAGAAGAAGAAAUUCAGAAAGAAGUGGAACAAGAAGCAGAAGAAAUUGUCAAAGACGUAGAGGAAGUUUCUGCGCCUAAACCAUCUCAGCCAAAUGUAGAUGAAACAAUCCCAACACCUGAACAAGUGGAGACCCAACAUUUAGUCUCCAAGAAUAAGCGGAAGAGAGGAUUGACCAAGAUGCGAAAGGUUGCAAAAGACCCUCUGGUAAAAGUUGAUGUAGAUUUUACAUCACUAGGUAAGCAUGCAGGAUCUGGAUCAGUGACACUUUCGUCGUUUCUUGGCCCUCUUGUGAGGGAACAUGUUCCGGUUACACUUGCCGACUGGAGGCAACUAGAUGAUUUGAACAAGGAUACUCUAUGGGAAGAAAUUCAGGGGAGGUUUAACCUGCAAGAAGGUUGGCAAAAGACCGCAGUUUUCAGACAAAUGGGUUGUAUGUUCAGGGCUUCAAAGUCAAGACUUGUAAGAGAACUUCUUGCCACAAAGUCUCACGCGGAAAGACUCCAGUUAAAGCCAAGCAACAUCCACUCGAUUCCAAAGUGGAUCAACUGGGUCAAAAGUAGAACUAGCAAGGAGUUUAAGGUGGUAAGUGACAACUAUAGGGCUUUGCGGAAGGCUCAGAUUCCCCACACAACUAGCCGGAAAGGAAUGUUUCGCUUGGCUUAUGAAAUGAAAAAAAAGAGCGAUGACCCUACGAAGGUGACUAGGAGUAAGGUCUGGUUAGCCGGACACACGCAUGCGGAUGGAACACCUGUGCGGCCUGAAUUUGCUGAAACUAUUGAACAAAUACAGUCCAUUGAUAGUCAAAUGGAAUCCACUGCGAAUGACAACAUUCGAGAAGAUGUUGUUAGUCAAGUUUUGGGAAAAGACAAACCUGGAAGGGUUAGAGGGUUAGGCAGAGGAAUUACGGCAACGAAGCUUGCAUUCCUCCAUGUUAGAGAUGCACACGUGCAAAAGCUUGAGGCUUCACAAGCCCAGUUGAUUAGUGAGCUUCAAGACUUGAAGAAUGUAGUCCAUGACUUAGCUGGAAGAAAGAAACAAUAUGUUGAUGUACCUACUCAUUCGGAGGCGAGUCUUGUUAGCAAAGGAGGAGUAAAAUGUCAGUUGCUUGAUUGGUUUUCAGUAGACGAUAUUGUUUUCGGUGAAGGAGAAUUUUGUGCAGCUGAUCCGACGUACAAGAUAGAUCAUAUUCCUUUGGGACCUAAUGCGGCUGUUGUUGUUGUCAAAACUGCGUUGGAUAGCAAAUCAUUUGUAUGGAGGCCGACGCAAACAAUGUUCACACUUGAACAAGCUGUUGGCGUCAAAAUUCCGUGGCCAGUUGAUAAGGUGCUUUUAGACAGUGGUAUGAGCUCAUCAAGCGGCAAUAAAAGUGGUUCCACCAAGGGUGCAAGUUCAGAUGACUCGUCUGCUAGAUGUAGAAUUUAUGAUUGGAAUGUUGAUGGUGAAGUUAUUGCUGAGGGUUUACUGUGUUCGACUGACCCAAAAGCUACGGUAAACAACAUUCCACUUGGUCCAAAUGCUGCAAUUGUAAAGAUUGACCGUGUAUUUAACGAGGCGGUGUAUCUUUGGAGACCAACUUCUGAAAUGCUACUCGUCAAUGAUGCUAUCGGUGUCGAAAUCGCAUGGCAAGCUGAUAAGGUUGAAUUAGUAAAGGGACAAGCACGGGAUCAAUCAGGAAGAGGGUCGCCUGGGAGUGAAAGUACCAGCUCGGGAAGCAACAAAGGAGCAAAGAAGAAGUGCAUCCUCAUGGAUUGCAACAACUCUGGCCAGAAAGUCGCUGAAGGUCGAGUAUGCUCAACUGAUCCGACAGACGUAGUCCACUUCAAACCCUUGGGUCCCAAUGCUAGCAAGGUUUGGGUUGAGGUCUCAAAGAUCGGUGAUGCUAAGGUGUGGAGACCAAAUUCAGAAGUCACAUACAUUUCUGAUGCAAUAGGCACAACAGUAGCUUGGCCUAAUGAGAAGAUUGGGUACCUUUGA
Microthlaspi erraticum is the source of this 2157-nucleotide messenger RNA. Lineage: Eukaryota; Viridiplantae; Streptophyta; Magnoliopsida; Brassicales; Brassicaceae. The record is from the annotation of a GenBank genome assembly.